Molecule: messenger RNA, 2331 nt
Organism: Dermacentor silvarum
Lineage: Eukaryota; Metazoa; Arthropoda; Arachnida; Ixodida; Ixodidae
Product: ATP-binding cassette sub-family G member 1
Exons: 14
Coding region: 137-2107 (656 amino acids)
Cellular component (GO): plasma membrane
Molecular function (GO): ATP binding; ABC-type transporter activity; ATP hydrolysis activity
Source: RefSeq, a predicted model, not a curated record
AGGCGGGUAUCGCUGCCUACAUGGUGAGAGCAGCAAGACCGCACACACAACAGGGCCUUCGUCGCAAUGUUUCUCUAAACGUGGUCAACGACCAAACCGGCAACUCUUGCCAGCCGAGAUCGGUGCCAAAAUAGCCAUGGAACUGACUGUGCAAAGCCGGCAGACCUCCAAACAAAACUCCCGGACCCACAUAAAUGGUGCCAACACUUUCAAAGGCGAUGUGCCACAGCCGAACUUCAAUGGAAACGAGAAGUAUAGCACCACCCGCUUGUAUGCCGAUAUCAUCGGAGUGGAAAACAGCUACAGUGUUCCUCUCAAGCCUGAAGGCCCUCGUAGCAGCGUCACACUGGAGUGGAAGAACGUUUCAUACGCCGUUAAACAACGAAAAGAAAAGAAGACGCUUGUCAAAAGCAUGUACGGAAAAGCACUCCCCGGCACGAUGACUGCCAUAAUGGGGCCUUCCGGAGCUGGAAAAACAACGCUCAUGAACGUGCUUUCCGGUCAUUAUGAAAAAGGCUACGAAGGGGAAGUCCAGGUGAACGGCUGGAUUCGCGACACGGAGCUGUUCAACCGGCAGAGCUGCUACGUGAUGCAGGAUGAUUGCCUUUUACCGGAACUGACCGUGCGGGAGUCGCUGGACAUGAGCAUCCGUCUCCGCAUGCCUUCUCUGCAGCCCGCCAAGCGAGCACACUUUGUGAACAAUGCUCUGUCUCGGUGGGGGCUGGAAGACUGCCACAACACGAGAGCCGGUCAGCUGUCCGGCGGGCAGCGCAAGCGCCUCUCGAUUGCGCAAGAAGUCGUCAGCAAUCCUCCUGUCAUCUUCCUCGAUGAACCGACCAGUGGCCUGGAUUCAAGCUCAGCUCUUCGCUGCGUUUCCGUGAUGAAAAGCCUCGCUUCAGCUGGACACACGAUUAUAUGCUCUAUUCACAAUCCGAGUGCAAAGCUGUUCUACUACUUCGACAUGUUGUAUAUGAUAUCAAAUGGAAGCUGCAUAUAUAACGGUUCAGUGCAGGAACUUCUGCCUUUUCUGCAAACUCAAGGUUUGAACUGUCCAACGCACCAUAACCCAGCCGAUUACAUAACAGAGAUCGCUUCUGGAGAACAUGGCGACGUGCAGACACAACUAUCUGUACACUUCAUGCCACAGGGUGUUGACGCCGGCUCUGGCAACGUGAUACUCUCUUCUGAACGUUCAAUUACACGUUACGGAGGUCGUAUUAUGACAAGGCAGGAACUUGAAGACGCACGGGCACAACACAGGGAAAACGUGAGCUACAUUGUUCAAUUUACGGUGCUCCUGCGAAGAUGUUUUCUGUGUAUCGUCAGAAACCAGGUGGCGACACAUCUGCGCUACGCUGCCUACCUUGCAUUUGCGGUAAUGCUAAUAGCGCUCUUCUACGGCAUCGGUGACGAAGCCGCUCGAGCGAUAAACAAUUUAUCUUUAGUUAUACUUAUGCUGUCCAUACUGCUCUUCCAGUCAACAAUGCCGACUGCCAUGAUCUUUCCAACUGAACUGAGUGUAUUGCUGCGCGAGAACCGAAAUUGUUGGUACAAGCCUGGGAUGUAUUACAUCGCCAGAGUGUUGACUGAGGUCCCCUUCAUGCUACUCGGGCCAACUGCGAUGGUUGUUGCCGUCUACUGGGCCACAUCGCAACCGGCUGAAUUGUGGCGACUCGCCUCCGUGGUGCUUUUGUGUCUUCAAACGUGCUCAACGACUCAGGGAUUAGCUCUCGUCGUGUCAGCCUCGACCAGCGCUCAGACGGCUCUCUUUGUGGCGCUCCCAGCUGCGUCACCAUCGUUCCUGUUCAGCGGUUACUUUAUGCCUCCAAAGCUGCUCCACCCAGCGGUGGCCUGGGUAACCCAGUUGUCCCACCUCCACCAUGCGCUUCAAGGCAUACUGUACGCAUUGUACGGCAGCGGACGGGCCGAAUUGCACUGCGACGAAGACACGUUCUGCUUCUUCGCCGACCCCGAGCAAGUCCUCGCGGAGACGGGCGCUGAGGACGCCUGGCUACCAUUGAAGUUUUGUAUCUUGCUCGCCAUGGACGCCAUGUACAAGACCAUCGCUUACGUCAUUCUCCGGUGGCGUCUCCGACUGAAGAAGUAGUUCUCUCCUCGCAAGAUGUUCGCGCGGCGAGCAGAUACGUAGAUGCCCACACUCAUCCAUUCAGAAUUCUGACGACCCAAGCGAGACGACCGCAGAAACGGCUCACUAUUGUGUAUUACUGUGAUAACUCUUACAUGAGACACACUACUCACUGUUUUCUUAAUUCCUGACGGAAGUCGGAGCACCGAGCGGAAAGCAGUUGUGCAUUAAAGGCUACACUUUUA